Molecule: messenger RNA, 1232 nt
Organism: Pseudopipra pipra
Lineage: Eukaryota; Metazoa; Chordata; Aves; Passeriformes; Pipridae
Gene: CHCHD7
Product: coiled-coil-helix-coiled-coil-helix domain containing 7
Exons: 5
Coding region: 413-739 (108 amino acids)
Biological process (GO): mitochondrial respiratory chain complex assembly
Cellular component (GO): mitochondrion
Source: RefSeq, a predicted model, not a curated record
CCAUUGGCGGCUCGGCCGUGUCACUCAGCACCGCCGGGGCGUGGGCGGCGGCGGCGCGGGGCCGGGGGGAGCCGCGGGGCCGGGAGCGGGGUAGGCUGCGCCCGUACUUAAGCGCGCUGCCCGAGCCGCUGACGUCUUUCGAAUUGGAGACGGGCUGUCCCCCUCCCGCCCCGCGCUCCCGCGGACACGGCCGGGGACGGAGAGGAAGGGAAGCCUGUGCCUAUGCAAAACCUGGGAGGAGGAGGAAGCUCGCUUCCUGCCCAACUGCUCAUGCAGUCACACAGCAGCAUUUCGGCGUGACCCGCCUGCCCUUCCAGCUGAUAAUGUUUCAGGUCCUGAAGUACUUCGGAGAGGGGGAGAGAGGAACACUCGCAGGAGCUAUCAGAGCUUUUCGGUACAAGUAUCUGUCUAGAUGUCCAGGCAUGCACAAAAGCUUAGAGAUCACGAUAUAAAUCCAUGUGUAGCGGAAACAGAUGCCACUACAAAAUGUCUGGAUGAAAACAACUAUAAGAAGGAUAUGUGUACUGCUUAUUUUUUGAAGUACAAAAACUGCAGAAAAUUCUGGGUCCAAGUAGUCUCAGUAUGUGUUGCUGGAAGACUUAAGCAGAUGCACAUCAAAGCACUUAAUUCUUCUAAGUUUACCCUCUUAGGUUGUGUGUUCCUGCAGUACCUGAUGUUUCCCUCUCAAUUUGAGUCAGAUAUUUCUGGUAAUAAGUUUUCUUUUAAGCGUAGGAAAUGAAAAAGUUCUGAGGUGAGGUAAGGUUAUCUGGUUUUCCAUUGUUUUGGAUCAUGUUUGCUUUAACUUAGGAUAAAGCUUAGGAAGAGAUCAUUCUUAUUUGGUGGUUCAUUCUUAGGAAGAGUUCAUUCUUAUUGCCUUCUCUCUUGUGGUAAAGAAGUAUAAUGAGGAACUACGUGUUUUUGCUGCUUUAUUUCCUUAUGCCAUAGUAGUAAAGAGUUUUUAGCUUAACCUUUAAAUACUUGGCAAACUGCAAAAAAACUAUUUACAGACAAUUGUGCGUUAGUCUGACGGAGUGUAACGGGAAUAUGGAUUUCACUGUCUUCUGAAGCAGCAGGGUAAACUAUCAGGUAUCUUCAAUUAAGUACUAGUAAGUUUAGUUAUAGAGUAUCUGGUUCUUGAUAUAUUAGAAGUUUUUCUGUUAAAGAAUCUUGUUCGUUUGGAGCUCCGAAGCAGAGAUUCUGAGAAAUCUGUUCUCAUGGUCAUUUUAUUCUAU